Messenger RNA from Prorocentrum cordatum, 1704 nucleotides. The record is from the annotation of a GenBank genome assembly. Lineage: Eukaryota; Dinophyceae; Prorocentrales; Prorocentraceae.
AUGCCGCUGAUACUCGUCCCUGAGUCUGUCUACGGGUUCGAGGGCUGGAAGACUAUUCAUGCGAGUUUGCACGCCCUCGCUGCCGCGCUGGGCGUGAUAUCCUGCAGUGCGAAGACUGUCUCCGACAUGCCGUCGAGGCAGGGCUUCUUCGUCGGCCCGAGUUUCGAGGACUUCGCCUCGGGCCGGGCGGCGAGGGGGCGGGCGGUCCACCAUGGGCCCGCCAGCCUCCUGCGAGGAAGCCUGUCGGUGCUGAUGGACUCCGCGGUCUCGGCGACGACGGCCAGGAACUACCACGCUUGCGCCCAGAAGUUUCUGAGCUGGUGCUUGUGGACCGCGAGGGGCUGCAAGGGCAGCACCGAGCUCGACGCCGUCCUGGCUGCGUUCUUCGCCCACAUUUUCCUCGACGGUUACGACGGCGCGACGGGCCGCAUGACGAUGGGCAGGGCCGAGCUCGUGCCCCCGCAGACGCGCCUGCCACUGCCGCGCGUCGCCACGUUCGCGAGCGCGGGCGCGCUGCUGGCCCAGGGGCGCAUCGCGGAGGCCACCUUCGUGAGGCUCGCCUUCGACACCAACCUCCGCCCGAGCGAGGCCUACCGGCUCGCCGCCGCCUCGCUGAUCGCGCCGCGCGUCGGGUCGACGGAGGGCUACCAGCACUGGGCCACCCUCGCCAACGAGGCCAGCCUGCGGAGCUUCCCCCCCGACCAGGCGCGCCGGGCCUUCGAGAACUUCCUGGUCCAGCUCCAGCUCGACGGCGAGCAGGCCCCGCUGCGCUCGCUGCGCUUGCUGCGCCACUGGGGAGCGUCCGACGACCUCCUCGCGGCCUUUCUGGACUUCGGGGGCAAGGUCGAGAAGGACUUCCUCAGCUCGAUGGAGGCGAAGGCGCGGGCGGCGCCGGCGUUGACCGACCAGUGGGCCUUCGCGCGAAGCGGCUGCGGAGACGGGCUCGACAACGCGCUGCCAUCGUGCCGUUUCAUGUCAUUUUGUGCACGUGUGCGCCGAAUCGUAUUCGGCGAGCUUGCGAAUCCCGCGGGCUUGAAAUUGCGGCCGCCAACCUUGCUCGGCGCCGUCAUGGCGACGCUGGUGAUCCUCAGGGUAGGAGCCGCUCGCUUGCGCCGCCUCGACUCGCUGCUGGAGGGGACGACGGGCGCGGAGGCCGAUCGGCGGGCCAUCCGCGUCGCGAGCGCCCUUGCCGCUGCCGCCAUUAGGCUUAUCUCGGAGUGCAUUUUCCACGGGGAGCAGCUGCGCCCCGACGCAGCCCAGCCGUCCUCGGCCUCGGCGCCGCCCCCGCCGCCGCCGCCCCCGCCCGGCGGCGGCAGCGCCGGAGAGCGGCCGCGGCCUGGCACGGCAUAUACUCUUCAAGACAACAUGGCGCGGCAGGACCUGAUAGCAUUGAGGUCACAGCUGCGGCAGCUGGAGGCUCAGGCCAUAGCGGCCAGGAGAGAGAGCGACACUAUGCGGUCUGAGCUCUGCGAGAUGCAGAGCAAAGAGAGGCUGCAGGAGACCGUCGGCCAGCACCAGCAGAUGGAGUACAUACGCAACGUGUUCCGCAAGUUCGUCGAGACGGCGCCCACGGGCACCAAGGAGCACGAGAUGCUCAUCCCCGUCCUGAUGACGUUCUUUAAGUUUGAGCCCGAGGCCACGAAGGCCAUCCAGACGAGGCGCUCGCAGUCCACGGGCGGUUUCUUCGGCCGUUGGAGCGGCUGA